This is a messenger RNA of Pelobates fuscus (common spadefoot toad), 2743 nucleotides long. RefSeq names its product phosphatidylinositol binding clathrin assembly protein (gene PICALM). The transcript has 23 exons. Gene Ontology annotation, molecular function: SNARE binding; 1-phosphatidylinositol binding; phosphatidylinositol-4,5-bisphosphate binding. The record is from RefSeq and is a predicted model, not a curated record. The coding region runs from base 148 to 2286 and encodes 712 amino acids. NCBI's taxonomy places the organism in Eukaryota, Metazoa, Chordata, Amphibia, Anura, Pelobatidae. Gene Ontology annotation, biological process: clathrin-dependent endocytosis; synaptic vesicle budding from presynaptic endocytic zone membrane; clathrin coat assembly. Gene Ontology annotation, cellular component: clathrin-coated pit; clathrin-coated vesicle; extrinsic component of presynaptic endocytic zone membrane.
CCCUGGUCACGUGGUGCCGCCGGUCUCCCAGUGAGGUGGAGCAGGUCCGCCAUUUCCCUGCAGUUGCCCCCGUGACUGACACUCCGCUCCGGGAACCCGCGGGGCCCGAUCCGGCCGUGUGAGAGCCAGGCCCAGCCCGGAGCCGCCAUGUCCGGCCAGAGCAUCACGGACCGCAUCACGGCGGCACAGCACAGCGUCACCGGCUCCGCCGUGUCCAAGACCGUGUGCAAGGCCACCACCCACGAGAUCAUGGGCCCCAAGAAGAAACACCUGGACUACUUAAUCCAGUGCACAAAUGAGAUGAAUGUAAACAUCCCCCAACUGGCCGACACAUUGUUUGAGAGAACGACCAACAGCAGCUGGGUGGUGGUCUUCAAAUCCCUCAUCACGACCCACCAUUUGAUGGUGUAUGGCAACGAGCGCUUUAUUCAGUAUUUGGCAUCACGGAAUACGUUGUUCAAUCUGAGCAAUUUCUUGGACAAAAGCGGGCUUCAAGGUUACGAUAUGUCCACAUUUAUAAGGCGGUACAGCCGGUACCUGAAUGAAAAGGCUGUGUCCUAUAGACAGGUUGCUUUUGAUUUCACCAAAGUGAAAAGAGGAGCUGAUGGAGUUAUGAGGACAAUGAGUACAGAAAAACUACUCAAAACAAUGCCCAUUAUACAAAACCAAAUGGACGCCCUCCUUGAUUUCAAUGUUAAUGCUAACGAGCUAACAAAUGGUGUAAUUAAUGCUGCCUUCAUGCUCCUUUUCAAAGAUGCCAUAAGACUGUUUGCUGCAUACAACGAAGGAAUAAUCAACCUAUUGGAAAAAUAUUUUGACAUGAAGAAGAAUCAGUGCAAGGAAGGCCUUGAUAUUUAUAAGAAAUUUCUCACCAGAAUGACUCGUAUCUCGGAGUUUCUGAAAGUAGCAGAGCAAGUUGGUAUUGACAGAGGAGACAUCCCCGAUUUAUCUCAGGCUCCCAGUAGUCUACUCGAUGCUUUGGAACAGCAUUUAGCUUCGUUGGAGGGAAAGAAAAUCAAAGAUUCAACCGCGGCAAGCAGGGCUACGACACUCUCAAACGCAGUCUCAUCCCUCGCAAGCACCGGCCUCUCACUCACCAGAGUGGAUGAAAGGGAAAAGCAGGCAGCUUUAGAAGAGGAGCAAGCUCGAUUAAAAGCUUUAAAGGAGCAACGACUUAAAGAGCUUGGCAAAAAAACUCACCACAUCUCCACCACUGCCUCCUCUCCAGUGUCCUCCUUAGCAGGCAGUAUAAACACCACAGCUGCUAUCGAUAUGUUCUCUACCCCAGGGUCUUUAAACAGCAGUUCCAAAAUGUCUAAUGAUCUGCUGGACAUGCAGCCAACAUUCCAGCCUGCUGUACACCCGCUCACUUCUGUACCACCUGUGGCAGGUACAUGGGGAGAUCCUUUCUCUUCUGAAUCUGCCGAUGAAUCUGUUUCAAGCUUAAAUCCUUUUCUCAAUAAACUUAACGAUGGUGCCCACCUACCUGCUGUAACUUCUGAUACAACCAGUUUUACUGCUAAGACCCCCAACAGUGACAUAUUUAAUGAUUCUUUCUGUGGUCCUCGAGUCUAUCCUAACGCUUCCCAUUUUCGUUCUGAGUCCUCUUCAGUAGCUGGCCUAUAUGGAGGAUUCACACCAUCUGUAGCUGUUCAACCACAGACCUCCGGCGGCCUUAAUGUUGACUUUGAUUCUGUUUUUGGCAACAAAUCUCCUACUAAUGUCAAUUUAGACUCUACGGGUUUUGAAGAUUUGGGCGGGCUCCUGAAACCAACGGUAACGUCUCAGAAUCAGAGUCUUCCCUCUGCCAAGCACCUGCCAAACAAACUGGUCUCAGACGAUCUGGAUUCAUCCUUAGCCAACCUUGUGGGCAAUUUGGGAAUUGGGAAUGGAACAACAAAAAAUGACGUGCAUUGGAGUCAACCAGGAGAGAAGAAAUUAACAGGGGGCAGCAACUGGCAACCAAAAGUGGCUCCCACCACAACCUGGAACCCAGCCACUCUGAAUGGCAUGCAAUUUCCACAAUACGCACCUCCAAUAAUGGCCUAUCCAGCAACAACACCCACAGGAAUCGUAGGCUACGGCAUGCCACCUCAAAUGGGACCUGUACCGGUUAUACAACAGCCAACGUUAUUAUACAACCAGUCCUCCAUGAGAUCACCUAAUCCAUUUAGCCCUGUAUCAGGAGCACAGUUGUCUGCAGCAUCCAGUCCUUCCAGUCAGAGUCCUCCCAGAGCACCCAGCAAGGAGCCUUACCGACAGCUCUCUGUACAAGAUUUCUUGUAGGACAAUUUAGAUGCAGUUCAUGUAAUACAGUUGGAUGGGAGCGCCCUUAGAAAAGGCCAUGCUGAAUACCAGUACCUAUUUCUAGUCCAAUCAAGCUGCUGUUAAAGCGCUCCUCUUCAACACGAAUGGUACAACACCAACCGAUGGGGACCCGAAGGGAUGCUCCCGCUACUAGCACAAAGGGACAUACGUACUUCAGUCUCUUCCGUCAUUUAGCGUGGUGUUAACAGUCAUGUUGUGGGCAACUCUAGGUUCCAGAACACUAUAUACCAGGUGAGGUGAAGAGGGCUUCGAUGUUCAUAGCCCAACUUUGGUAACUCGGAGGCUCCCAUAGGAAAUACUAGGGAAAAAACCUGAAAUAUCCAUUUCAAUAAACGUGCAGCCAUUUCUAUUAAUUUCUUACACAUAUAAACUGUAAUUGAGGUUAAAACUUUUUAUUUUUCUUCCUUUUAAAUAU